Eptesicus fuscus (big brown bat) is the source of this 900-nucleotide messenger RNA. RefSeq names its product proline rich membrane anchor 1 (gene PRIMA1). Bases 182 to 643 code for a protein of 153 amino acids. The record is from RefSeq and is a predicted model, not a curated record. The transcript has 5 exons. NCBI's taxonomy places the organism in Eukaryota, Metazoa, Chordata, Mammalia, Chiroptera, Vespertilionidae.
CGCAGCCGGGAGCCACCCGGUGCGAGCGCGCCGCGCCCGGGACCCCAGCUCAGGGGCCCCGGAGGCCCCAGCCGCGCGCAAACUUUUGCUCCAGUAUCCAGCGCUCUUCCCCGGCACGCGAAGCCCCCAGGCGCCCGCGCAGUCGCCAGGUUCGCCCCGAGAGCGGGUGCCGCGGGUCGAGAUGCUGCUCCGGGACCUGGUGCUGCGCCGCGGCUGCUGCUGGCCCUCACUGCUGCUGCACUGCGCGCUCCACCCGCUCUGGGGCUUCGUGCAGGUGACACAGGGCGAGCCCCAGAAGUCCUGCUCCAAGGUGACUGACAGCUGUCAACACAUCUGCCAGUGCCGGCCCCCUCCCCCGUUGCCCCCGCCACCCCCACCCCCGCCGCCUCCCAGGCUCCUCUCGGCCCCAGCUCCCAGCUCCACCUCGUGCCCCGCGGAGGAGAGCUGGUGGUCCGGGCUGGUGAUCGUCAUCGCCGUAUGCUGUGCCUCCCUGCUGUUCCUCACUGUGCUGGUCAUCAUUUGUUACAAAGCCAUCAAACGGAAACCCCUGAGGAAGGAGGAGAAUGGCACCAGUGUUGCGGAGUACCCCAUGACGUCCUCGCAGAGCAACAAGGGCGUGGACGUGAACAACGCCGUGGUGUGAUGCGGCCCGGACCCGCUGGCCCGAGGGCACCUUGGAGGCACUAGGGGACACGAGCUGACUGCGCUUGUCCAGGACUUCAUUGCCUUGCCCGCCGUGAGCCUCUCAAAGGAGAACGCAUUCUCUUCCAGCCAUGCCCCGGGGCAGGGCAGCGCAGCCCCACGCCGAGCCCCCAGGCUCCCCGCACCUCUCGUCUUGUGUUCCAGCCGCUGUCUCCCAGCCACUGUCUAAAGCACGCGCUCUGUCGAAGGCAGAGGGUC